UAGGCGGCCGCUCCUAUUGGAUAAACACGCGGAAGUGCGGGCAGCACAAGCUAACAACAACAGGGAAGCUCUUCUCACUGUGGACGUAUUUUUGUCUCCUGGAGGGUUCGUAAACAGACAUGGCUUUGCCGGCUCAGCUCAAAUCCAUCCAGCACCACCUGCGGACGGCGCAGGAACACGACAAACGGGACCCGGUCGUAGCUUACUACUGUCGGCUCUACGCUAUGCAGACGGGCAUGAAGCUGGACAGCAAAACACCAGAGUGCCGAAAGUUCCUGGUCAAACUCAUGGACCAGCUGGAGUCGAUGAAGAAGGAGCUUGUUGACAACGAGUCCAUCAGUCAGGAGGUGGUCGGCAACGCCCACAUCGAAAACUACGCCUUAAAGAUGUUCCUGUACGCUGACAACGAGGACCGAGCAGGACGCUUUCACAAGAACAUGAUCAAGUCUUUCUACACAGCCAGCCUGCUCCUGGAUGUCUUGUGUGUGUUCGGGGAGUUGUCAGAGGAGAACAUCCAGCACAGGAAGUACGCCCGCUGGAAGGCCACCUACAUCCACAACUGUCUGAAGAACGGACAAACGCCUCAGGCCGGACCCAUCGCCAUGGACGAGGACGAGGAAGCAGAUGGGGAGGGAGCUGAAGGCUUCUCAGAGCGCGGGGGUUCUUUCAGAGGUGGACCUCCCUCCGAGUCCUACACAGACCAGAACCAGAGUAUGGGUCCGGGUCCCGCCCCAGGGAUCGGCUUUGCUCCCAGUCCAGGAUCAGGGCCAUCAGGUCCCCCUACCACAAACUUCAACAAUAUCCACAUCCCACCAGGGGCCCACGCACCCGCCAACACUCCAGCCGAGCUGCCUCCACCCACAGAAGCAGUCAAACCAGUGCCUCUGCCCCGAACGGUGCCCACUGUGGACCCGUCACUGCUCAACGCCCAGCAGCAGGGCGGAGUUCAUCUCACCCCAGAGGACUUCACCAAGGCCCAGAAGUACUGCAAGUACGCCGGCAGCGCCCUGCAGUACGAGGACGUUGGCACGGCCGUCCAGAACCUCCAGAAAGCCCUGAAGCUUCUCACCACUGGCAAAGAAUGAAGCCUUUGUCCUCCUCCCGUCUGAUUGGCCCUCCCUCCUUCCUUCCAUCCCCCUCUUUUCUCCGCAGCAGCGCAGCUCAUUCUGUCACUGAUGGGCGAGCUGAGGACACACACACUCACACACACUGAGGCCGUCCUGCAAAGACAGACGUUCAGCUCGCCAUCAGAGGACAUGAUGGAAAUCAGUCUGCAACAACAGCCGUCUGUGUCCAACACUGUGUCCCACCGACCAGCCGACUGACUGACUGACUGACCAACUGACCGACUGGCUGACAAACUGACCCUCCCACCCACCGACCGAACGACUGACUGACUGACUGACCAACUGACCGACUGGCUGACAAACUGACCCUCCCACCCACCGACCAGCCGACUGACUGACUGACUGACCAACUGACCGACUGGCUGACAAACUGACCCUCCCACCCACCGACCGAACGACUGACUGACUGACUGACCAACUGACCGACUGGCUGACAAACUGGCCCUCCCACCCACCGACCGAACGACUGACUGACUGACUGACCAACUGACCGACUGGCUGACAAACUGACCCUCCCACCCACCGACCGAGUGACUGACUGACUGCCUGACCAACUGACCGACUGACUGACCGACCGACCGAAGGACUGACUGGCUGACAGACUGACCUUCCCACCCUCAGACCGAACGACUGACUGACUGACUGACCAACUGACCGACUGACUGACCGACCGACCGACGGACUGACUGGGUGACAGACUGACCCUCCCACCCUCAGACCGACCAACCAACUGACUAACUGCCUGACAGACCGACCGACCGACUGACUGACCGACCGACUGACUGACUGACUGACUGACUGACUGACCGACUGACCAACUGACCGACCGACUGACUGACUGACUGACCGCCCGACCAACUGACCGAAUGAUUGACCGGCCGACCGACCGACUGGCUGACAGACUGACCCUCCCACCCUCAGACCGACCAACCAACUGACUAACUGGCUGACAGACCGACCGACCGACUGACUGACCGACCGACUGACCGACUGGCUGACAGACUGACCCUCCCACCCACAGACCGACUGACUUCCUCUGUCCCAGUCCUUGUGUCAGACUUUUGUUUUCUAAAUUCAAGAAUGAAGUUUAAUAUCAGAAAGUGAAAAUCCUUCUCAAGCAAAUCGACCGAUCAAUAAAUGUCUGACGCCUCACAGUCCAGUGAAACAGUUCAUUCAGACGAGCUCUGAGUCUCAAAUGUCCACAAAUCAUCUGAUGGGCCACAAAGAUUCAGUUUGGAUUUGGUUCAAAUGUUUGAAUUUUGACAGCCGGACUUCCAGCAUUUACACCACAGAGGGACAAAUGAGGACGCUGCAAACAGGAAGAGUCAACGCUGAACGUUCCGAGCCCGGCUGACAGACGGAGGGACCGACCGACCGGACCACCAGAAGGUGCAGGUGUUUUUGCACUUGGCUUUGCUGAGAAAACUUCGUGUUUGUGUGUGGACGUCUCGGCUGCUCGUCGCGAGAACGUGACGACACGUUUGCUGUUUCAGAGGCUCAAACUGUCUCGUCCAUUCGGUCUUUGUUCCGCACGGGAAGGAAACUUUACGGUCCUGUCAGUCACUGAAUGAAGCUGCUGUUUGUUGGCCACUCAGCAGGGGGCGCUAAUCAGCACACGGUCCUCUGACUUGAGGUUUCUUGGAGACGUGGAGGCUUUUGCUCGCUUUUCUUUUAAUGUGAUGAUUUUCCUUUUUUCUGCUGAUUCGUUGUGAGCGGUGGCAGCCUUCUCUUCUGCUUUCUGUUUGAGUUUCUCUGAAUUUAUGCUGCUGGGAUUUUAAUGUUUUUCACAGAACUUCAGCGAGAUGUCGACUUCUGUCAGAAUCCUUCAACACAGUUUGAAUAAAAUAUUUGAAAUGA
Scatophagus argus is the source of this 2984-nucleotide messenger RNA. It is a transcript of the gene vta1, whose product is annotated as vesicle (multivesicular body) trafficking 1. Lineage: Eukaryota; Metazoa; Chordata; Actinopteri; Scatophagidae. Gene Ontology annotation, biological process: late endosome to vacuole transport via multivesicular body sorting pathway. The transcript is spliced from 8 exons. Gene Ontology annotation, cellular component: multivesicular body. The record is from RefSeq and is a predicted model, not a curated record. The coding region runs from base 120 to 1085 and encodes 321 amino acids.